Aspergillus calidoustus is the source of this 630-nucleotide messenger RNA. The record is from the annotation of a GenBank genome assembly. NCBI's taxonomy places the organism in Eukaryota, Fungi, Ascomycota, Eurotiomycetes, Eurotiales, Aspergillaceae.
AUGGCCAACUACCUCGCCUCCAUCUUCGGAACAGAACAGGACAAGGUCAACUGCUCCUUCUACUACAAGAUCGGCGCCUGCAGACACGGCGACAGAUGCUCGCGUAAACAUGUCAAGCCCUCCUACUCCCAGACGAUCCUCAUGCCGAACAUGUACCAGAACCCUGCCUACGACCCAAAGAGCAAGAUGAACCCCAGCCAACUGCAAAACCACUUUGAUGCAUUCUACGAGGACGUGUGGUGUGAGAUGUGCAAAUAUGGCGAGCUCGAGGAAUUGGUUGUGUGCGACAAUAACAAUGACCAUCUUAUCGGAAACGUUUACGCGCGAUUCAAGUACGAAGAAGACGCACAGGCAGCCUGUGAUGCGCUGAACUCCCGGUGGUACGCCGCGCGACCGAUAUACUGCGAACUUUCACCUGUCACCGAUUUCCGAGAAGCGUGCUGUCGGUUAAAUAGUGGCGAAGGAUGUGUCCGCGGUGGAUUCUGCAACUUCAUUCAUCGGAAGGACCCCAGCAACGAGCUCGACCGGGAGCUUCGUCUCAGCACGAAGAAGUGGUUGAAGGACCGUGGCCGGGAUGCGCGCAGCGUGAGCCGCAGUCCGAGCCCGGAGCCUACACGGCGGAGAGGCUAG